This is a messenger RNA of Phanerochaete carnosa HHB-10118-sp, 216 nucleotides long. RefSeq lists its product as uncharacterized. Lineage: Eukaryota; Fungi; Basidiomycota; Agaricomycetes; Polyporales; Phanerochaetaceae. The transcript has 3 exons. The coding region runs from base 1 to 216 and encodes 71 amino acids. The record is from RefSeq and is a predicted model, not a curated record.
AUGAACCGACCACACACCGCGGCAAACCAGCAGCGUAUGAUGCUGUACACCGCCGGCGCAAUUGUGACCGCUGGCGUUCUUUGGUAUGGCACCAAGGGCUCGGAGUCCGUGAAAGCAGCUAGGAAUGACCAAGCAAAACCAGGGACACCGGACAAAAAGGUUGAUGAGAACCCAAAAGCUCAAUCUGGCCCGGAAACUCGCAAGUCCGCUGUGUGA